Molecule: messenger RNA, 3002 nt
Organism: Erpetoichthys calabaricus (reedfish)
Lineage: Eukaryota; Metazoa; Chordata; Cladistia; Polypteriformes; Polypteridae
Gene: prcp
Product: prolylcarboxypeptidase (angiotensinase C)
Exons: 9
Coding region: 250-1878 (542 amino acids)
Biological process (GO): proteolysis; negative regulation of systemic arterial blood pressure; angiogenesis involved in wound healing
Molecular function (GO): dipeptidyl-peptidase activity; serine-type exopeptidase activity
Source: RefSeq, a predicted model, not a curated record
UCCUUAACUAAAAGAACGGAUCGGGAAUAGUUUACAUAUUAAAAGCUGCGGACUUUUAAAAAUGUACUACUUCAUUUACCGUUUAAAGACAUUUAACACGGAAUGUUUUUAGUACAAGGAAACCAGUACCCAACAAUAGAUAAUGUAUUUUUAUUAACUGAUCUAUGAAUCAAGGAACGUCUAUUUCGCACGCUGGGGCCACCUUCCUUUUUGUAGGCGUUAUGAAUCUGGAGCAUACAUUCCAGUUUAAUGAUUGCUCUGUUAUACCAAUCAGGAAGUCAUGAGACAGAGAAGUUGCAGAUUGCUUCGCCCGUUGUAUCACCCACUCAACUUCUUGUGAGCUUCCGAGCCAUGGGAUCAACGUCCAGAACUGUGUUUUCGAUCGAGUUCAGAUUUAUACAGUUUAUUUCACUAAUCUGUUGUACUCCGGUAGAAGUGCUGGCAGCAUUUAGUCAGGCACAUUUGUCCAGUCACAAUUUCUUUUCUCCGAACGCAGAAUUAAAAAACGUGAUUAACUACAAAACCUAUUAUUUUGACCAACAGAUUGAUCACUUUGGUUUUGCUGAAGACUCAACUUUUAAACAGAGAUACCUUGUGGCUGAUUAUCACUGGCAUUAUGCUGGAGGCCCCAUUCUCUUUUAUACUGGAAAUGAAGGAGAUAUUACUUGGUUCUGCAAUAACACGGGUUUUAUGUGGGAUGUAGCAGAAGAACUAGGAGCCAUGUUGGUGUUUGCAGAACACAGAUACUAUGGAGAAUCUUUGCCUUUUCGAGAUCAGUCUUACAGGGAUGCAAAGACACUAAACUUUUUGACCUCAGAGCAGGCUUUGGCAGAUUUUGCUGCAUUGAUAAAGCAUCUGAAGAAAACCAUUCCUGGCACCCAGAACAGCUCUGUUAUUGCUAUUGGGGGAUCCUACGGGGGAAUGUUGGCUGCCUGGCUCAGAAUGAAGUAUCCUUAUUUAGUAACAGGUGCCUUGGCAUCCUCUGCCCCAAUAUGGCAGUUUGAAGGCUUGGUUGAUUGUGGUAUCUUCUACAAGAUUGUGACUGAUGACUUUACAAAGGGUGGGAAGGAAUGUUCAGAAAGCAUCAGGAAGUCAUGGAAGGCUAUUGACAACGUUACCACAACAGUUGAUGGGCUGAAGUGGCUUUCUGAAACAUUUCAUCUUUGUUCUCCUUUGACAUCAAAAGAAGACGUAGCAUCCUUUAAGUCUUGGCUGAGUGAGACAUGGGUGAAUCUUGCUAUGGUCAACUACCCAUAUGAAGCUAACUUUUUACAGCCUUUACCAGCAUGGCCUGUCGAGGUAGUCUGUAAAUUUCUUAAAGAUUCAAAGUCAGAAGAUAAAAAAUUACUUCAAAAUAUUUUCCUGGCUGCAAGUAUUUAUUAUAAUUACACAGGGAAUGUAGAAUGUUUAAACACAUCCCAAACAGCUACUGGAAGUCUUGGCUACAUUGGAUGGUACUAUCAGGCUUGUACAGAAAUGGUAAUGCCUAUGUGUUCUGAUGGAAUCAGUGACAUGUUUGAGCCUCAGCAGUGGGAUCUAAAAGCAUUUUCUGAUGAGUGUUAUAAGCAGUUUGGAGUGAGGCCCCGACCAGAUUGGGUUACUACGGCAUAUGGGGGAAAGAAUAUUUCCUCCUACAGCAACAUAAUCUUCAGUAAUGGAGGUCUUGAUCCUUGGUCUGGUGGUGGUGUGACAACGCCUGUUCCUGAAUCUUUGGUUGUUAUAAUGAUACCAGAAGGAGCUCAUCACCUGGAUCUGCGCUACAAUAGUGCCUACGAUCCUAAGUCUGUCUUAAUAGCUCGUUAUCUUGAAGUAUGGUACAUGAAACUGUGGAUUAAAGAGGAUUCAAUAAAGUUAAAGUCAGAGUCUUAUACAAAUUAAUUAUGGCACAGUCUUAGUAUUGCUCAGGUAGGGUUAAUAAUUGUUUCACACGGGUUUUUUUAAGAAAUGUAUGGUUUUCUUUGUAAAAUGAAAGUUUAAUUAUUGGUGAUUCAUAGAUAUACAAAAAAUCACUUUUUGAAAAAAUCAAAUUUUUUUUGCACAUAAAGGUAUAUGCAUAUUUUUUUCAUAGUGCAGUGGGCGGAAAAUAUUUGAUUCCACUCACAUCAAGUUAAAAUGCAAUUAUCUGUAUCUUUAUUCUGUGACAACACUGUAAACAAUUAUUUGCACUUGAUUGUAUAUCUUCUUUUUUGUCAACAGAAUAUAGUACAAUAUGUAUAUCAGUUUUGUAAACUUUACUCACAAUUUUAGAUCAAUUUUGUCUUUACAAAUGCAUCAUUUUUAUCCAUUAUAUGGAUAGAGAAGGUUUUUAACAAUCGUCAAAUCCAAGGAGGAAAAAUAUCUUCUUAUUGUUAGAUUUUGCAUUUUAUUAUUUUACAUAAUUUGGUAGAAGAGUUUAGAUUUAUAACUUGAUUUUUUUAAUAUUUUGAAACUUCGUUUUUUUUGAUCACUGAGGAAGUGAUUCUGUCAGUUAAAAUUAAUGCGCAAAAUCUAUAAAUCACAGCUAUAAAGUGAGAAGUGAACAUUUGAAUAUAAUCUUAACAAGUAGAAUAUUGUGCGCUAAUGUUUAAAAAUUGUCAGCACUGUAUCUGAGCAUCAAGUUUCUUUUUUGUGUUAUAUUUACAAUUAAGUAUAUAAUUUUAUUUGUCAACCUUUUUUCAGAAUUACACUAACAAUCCACAACUGCCAAUGUAAUUGUUGUAUAAAAAGCAUAUCGACGAAUUUUCAUUUUCUUGUUGCUUUGUAAGUUAAUCUUUCUGAUCAGCGGUAUUCAGAUUGUUAACGUUUCCCGUAUUCCAUUUUUUUAAUAAUUGUUAAUGCAAGCAUUAAACUUAAAAAUAGGUCAAUUUUCCCAUGAAAACUAUAUUUUUCUUUAUUACUGAGUUUGCUUAUUAUUUGUAAUUGUUUUUGACAAUUAUGAUUUGUCCUUUUGGAGUAUAUUUUUUUAAGGGGAUUUUGACUUAUUUAUGUGUAAUUUUUUUCAUAAUAAACAAGAAUUUUGCUUA